This is a messenger RNA of Colias croceus (clouded yellow), 1156 nucleotides long. RefSeq lists its product as uncharacterized. The record is from RefSeq and is a predicted model, not a curated record. Gene Ontology annotation, molecular function: phosphatidylinositol bisphosphate binding. Lineage: Eukaryota; Metazoa; Arthropoda; Insecta; Lepidoptera; Pieridae. The coding region runs from base 41 to 982 and encodes 313 amino acids. Gene Ontology annotation, cellular component: membrane. The transcript has 6 exons.
AAUAUAUAUCUAGUCGGCGGUCGCAUGAUAUAUUAAAAAAAUGGAUUUUGUACCAAAAAUACAAGUUUUGAAACUGCAUCCUGAUUCUAUGGAUGUGGCAAGACAGAGAAUUAACCUGAAGACGCCUGAAGAAAUGGAUGCGGUAGUUGACAUAUUGAAGGAAUGGGUUCAACAGCAAAAACAUUUCAAACGAAGAGAUUUUAGCAAAAGGUACUUAGAAAUGACUUUAGUACAAUCAAAAGGAUCGAUAGAACGCGCCAAACAAAUGAUUGACAAAAUGUGUACCUUACGAAGCUUGUUACCGCAGUACUUUACGAUAAGCGACAUAAAGAAGGACUUUACAGAAAUGUUUGAAGUUGUUACUCCGGUUAUAUUACCACGGCUUACAAAAGAUCACCGAAGGGUUUUUAUUACCAAGAUGUGGGGAGAUGUGCGAAAUUUGUCGAAUAUUACUAAUUUCUUUAAAUACACUUUUAUGAUUGCUGAAUACGAGAAGGCAACUGACUAUGUAGCCGGAAUUCAUUUGACGAUAGACUUUUCGGAAAUAAAUCUGAUGGAUUUGUUGUCCAAAUUGAAUCCGGUAGAAUUGAAACAAGUUAUUACAACAUUCAUAGUAGCCUAUGGCAUGAAGAUACAAGGCAUUCACUGCAUAUCAACAUCAAAGCUAAUCGAUGCCUUUAUAGCAAUCCUGAAACAAUUUCUCAAACCGAAGAUCGUUAGCCGUAUUCACGUUUAUAAGAACUGGGAAGAGCUACAUGACGUCAUAGGGAAAGACGUUUUGCCCAAAGACUUUGGAGGAGAUGAGAAAUCUAUCAAAGAACUACACGCGGACUGGGUCGAAGAAUUAUCUUCAGAGGAAUUCACAGCAUACCUUCGUGAAAUAUACACAGCUGGUACAGACGAAGCUUGUCGACCGACAUAUAAGUUUAAUGAAGAUUACGCUGGAAUGCCUGGAACUUUCCGAGUUUUGAGUGUAGAUUGAUUAUAAUCUUAUUUCCUUUGGGCCCUCUUCACAAUUGAUAUUGUUGGCCCAAAAAAUGAUGGUGGAUGUUUGCCGUCAUUAAGCGCGUCACACACGGUGAAGAAACUAUAAUAUUUUAUGUUAAGAUUCUCUAAUAUAAAAUAUUACAGUAUCUUAAGGUAUCCGGUAUCAGCG